This is a messenger RNA of Cylindrotheca closterium, 456 nucleotides long. The record is from the annotation of a GenBank genome assembly. Lineage: Eukaryota; Bacillariophyta; Bacillariophyceae; Bacillariales; Bacillariaceae.
AUGGCUGAUAAAGGUGCACGACGAGGCUCCUCUCUUUUCUCUAACCCUGCUGCCGCAGCAGGAGCUGCCGGGGGUGGCGGCGCUCCUGGAGAUAACCAAGGGCCCAAAAGACAGAGUGUCGUACUCUCGGGACUUGGAGGCGGCGUUGGCUUUGGCAUUGACUUCGACGACUCGGACUAUGAUGAUUCUGAUGAUGAGGAUGUCCCCCACGGAGGUCCAUAUGGAGGGCAAGGUCUUCCCGGCCAAGCCAUGCCAGGAAGCGCCCCUGGAGCGCCUGCCGUUACUGGAGCUCAAAACAGUCGUCCAAUGGUUGGAGGUUUUGCUGCUGCUGCAUACGAAGCUGCUCGUGCGCACCAUUUCCAAAACGUAGCCAAGCAGAAUGCUAUGAAGGGGGCAAAGCCAGGUCAACCAGGGCCACCACCUAAAGGGUCUCAGCCUUCAAAGAAGCUACAUUAG